This is a messenger RNA of Cicer arietinum (chickpea), 1361 nucleotides long. Its product is annotated as probable xyloglucan endotransglucosylase/hydrolase protein 33. Gene Ontology annotation, biological process: xyloglucan metabolic process; cell wall biogenesis. The record is from RefSeq and is a predicted model, not a curated record. Lineage: Eukaryota; Viridiplantae; Streptophyta; Magnoliopsida; Fabales; Fabaceae. Gene Ontology annotation, cellular component: apoplast; cell wall. Gene Ontology annotation, molecular function: xyloglucan:xyloglucosyl transferase activity; hydrolase activity, hydrolyzing O-glycosyl compounds.
ACUAACAUGUUAAUUUUUCUCCACAUCUUGUCCUAAAUUAAUAAUCAUGGAUCAUUGCCAACAAAAACUACCUUUUUCAUUUUUUCUAAUUAUCUUUUGCUUAGCAACAUUGGUUUCUUCACACAGUAGGCCUUAUUCAACUCCAAGUGUCACACACUUGACUGAUUCUUUUCCUCAUGUCCCAAUUGAUAGUGCUUUUUCUAAUGCUUUUGGAGCCACAAAUGUCAAAUUUCUUAGUCAUGGGUCCAUGGCCACCUUGGCUCUUGACAAAAUCUCAGGCUCUGGCUUGGUCUCAAAAAAUAGAUACUAUUAUGGAUUCUUUAGUGCUGCAAUCAAAUUACCAGCUGGUUUGUCACCUGGAGUUGUAGUUGCCUUUUAUAUGUCAAAUGCAGAUAAAUUCCCUCACAACCAUGAUGAGAUAGAUAUUGAAAUUCUUGGUCAUGACAAGAGAAAUGAUUGGGUAGUUCAAACAAAUAUCUAUGCAAAUGGAAGUGUCAGCACUGGAAGAGAAGAGAAAUUCUAUUUCUGGUUUGAUCCAACACAACAGCACCAUUAUUAUAGCAUCUUGUGGAACAAUUAUCACACAGUGUUCUUUGUUGACAAUAUUCCAGUAAGAGAAUUCAAACACAGCAACACACACCUUUCAAUUUAUCCAUCAAAACCAAUGUCAGUAUAUGCAACAAUAUGGGAUGGUUCAGAAUGGGCAACACAUGGUGGAAAAUACCCUGUCAAUUACAAAUAUUCACCAUUUAUUGUUUCAUUUGCUGAAAUGGAAUUAAGUGGAUGCAUAGCUGAUCCAACAGCAUCAAUUUCAUCAUGUUCUAACUCCAAUCAUCCUUCACAAAUUGACCCUGUUAAUGGAGCAGAGUUUACUAAGCUUUCACAACAACAAAUUGCAGCUAUGAAUUGGGCUAGAAACAAACUCAUGUUUUAUUCUUAUUGUAAUGAUAGAACUAGAUACAAAGUCUUACCACCAGAAUGUCAUUAAACUAUAUAAAAGUAUAUAUUAAUUUUGAAAAAUUAUGAAAAAAUAAUUCCUCUAAAGUUAUUCACCAUUAGUUAUCAUGAAGGAAGAAAUAUUCUAUAAUUAUUUUACUUUUAAUCCUUCAUGAUAAUUAUUUUUGAGGAAUUCCUUUUUCUUAUUUUUUCUGAUAAUUUAUGAUUUUUAUUUUAUUUAAAUAUUAUGUUUUUAAACUUAAGGGGAGAUACUGAUAUAUUUAAGUUCAAUUCUUUGACUUAACAAUUUGUAUUGAAGAGUCAAAUAGAGGAGUCUGGACAAAUCAAUAUGAUGUACUUUCAUGUAUCUAUACAAAGUUGAUACACCUACACAAGGCAAAUGCUAAUUUUCACUGUUGUCUUCA